AUGAGUCGUUUGCAAGGAUCUUCUUCCCUUAAAAGGAAACGACAAGACUUGGCUUUAGUUUCUGGGUCUUUGACUGACGGAGAACGCAUACUCUAUAAUCUCAUUCAUAGCAAGAAAGACAUGGGGAUCUGGACAGGAGACAUGAAACGAGAAACAAACCUCCCUGAUAACGUGGUCAAAAAAUCCUUUAAGUUUCUUCAGUCAAAGAAUCUGAUAAAGGAGGUUGUUAAUAUUCAAAACAAAGGGAGAAAGCACUACAUGGCAGCAGAGUUUGAACCCUCCAAGGAAAUCACCGGUGGGGAUUGGUAUACUGAAGGGAGUCUUGAUACAGAGUUCAUAAACCUUGCAAAGGACGUGUGCAUGAGAUACAUUUUCAGGCAGAAAGUUGCCACACGUGAAGGAGUUUUAGAGUGGAGCAGAAAGAGUGGGGUCUUCGCCGUUGAAGUCACCACACAGCAAAUAGAAGAGAUUUUACGAACUUUGGUUUUGGAUGAUGAAAUCAUUGAGGUGACGAGCACUGGGUUUCGAGAUUUUGCAUCUGUUCCUGUUGGCAAAAUUUGUUAUAGAUGCAAAAGCAAGGGUGGCGUUAGAGGGGAACAGAAACCUGGGGCCAUGGCUUCCAUUCCUUGCGGAGUUUGUCCACGAAUAAACUUUUGUACACCAGAUGGCAUUGUCUCCCCGAGAACUUGUGUCUAUUAUCAGAAAUGGUUGGACUUCUGAAUGAGUCAAAUACCAAUUAAUAGUUUUGAUAUGA
Molecule: messenger RNA, 754 nt
Organism: Gastrolobium bilobum
Lineage: Eukaryota; Viridiplantae; Streptophyta; Magnoliopsida; Fabales; Fabaceae
Exons: 1
Coding region: 1-720 (239 amino acids)
Biological process (GO): transcription by RNA polymerase III
Cellular component (GO): RNA polymerase III complex
Source: RefSeq, a predicted model, not a curated record